Molecule: messenger RNA, 951 nt
Organism: Cajanus cajan (pigeon pea)
Lineage: Eukaryota; Viridiplantae; Streptophyta; Magnoliopsida; Fabales; Fabaceae
Source: RefSeq, a predicted model, not a curated record
UGAAUGGUCUGAUCUUGGUGGUGUGGGGCUUGAUUGUGGUGCGCAGCCUUGCGCUCUGCGUGAAAAUCUGCCUCGCCCGUAUGGGCAUUUUUAUGUGAUUUCUGGAUUUUAUGUGGUGUAUAGGUUUUUCAACUUGACUUCUGAGGCUAUGCUUGAUGAUGUGUUGGCAAAGGGUAAGGAGUUUUGUGGAAAGAGAUGGGAUGUUGCGAAGAAAAGUGUUGCUCCGCAACCCUUUAUUGAGCAGUACUGCUUCAGGGCACCCUACAUUGCCUCUUUGCUGAGGGAGGGUUUGCACAUUAAUGAUAACCAAAUAACUGUUGGGUCUGGAAAUAUCACUUGGACACUUGGGGUUGCCCUUUUGGAAGCUGGAAAGGCAUUUUCCACUAGAUUUGGGUUUCGUGACUUGGAGUUUUUCCAGAUGAAGAUAAAUCCCCUUGUUCUUGUGCCCAUUUUGUUGCUUUCUUUUAUACUCCUUCUUUGUGCUUUAUCAUGUAUUGGCAAUUGGAUGCCAAGGUUUUUCCGGAGGCCAUUUCUUCCCAUUUCCAGGCAUAACAGUGUUUCUGGUGCUUCUGUCCUUAAUAUACCAUCUCCUUUUCGGUUCCAGCGAUGGAGUCCAAUUAACUCUGGGGAUGGAAGAUUAAAGAUGCCACUCAGCCCAACAGUUGCAGGUUCACAACAUAGCCCGUUUGGUCUAGGGCAUGGGCUUGAUGACAACAGUGGUGGCAUCCAGCUUAUGGAGUCUUCAUUGUACCCAUCAACUAGUAAUGUCUCACAUAGUUAUUCCUCAAACAGUUUAGGACAAAUGCGUCUACAGAGUAGGAGAUCACAGUCUCGAGAAGACCUGAAUUCCUCAUUGGCUGAAGCUCAUCUGGUGAAGGUUUAGGGCAUCAUCUUCUCAAAACAUUGGUAUGAUUUCAUUAAUAUCUUUUAAAAUUACGCCCCUCUAAUAGA